Magnolia sinica is the source of this 1554-nucleotide messenger RNA. RefSeq names its product GDSL esterase/lipase At2g40250-like. The coding region runs from base 38 to 1102 and encodes 354 amino acids. The transcript has 3 exons. Lineage: Eukaryota; Viridiplantae; Streptophyta; Magnoliopsida; Magnoliales; Magnoliaceae. Gene Ontology annotation, molecular function: hydrolase activity, acting on ester bonds. The record is from RefSeq and is a predicted model, not a curated record.
UACAUUAGAAUACAAGAGAGAGAAGUGUAAUAAGAAAAUGGCUAUGUUCUUACCAGCCACCUUCAUUUUCUGUCUCUUGAUUCCAUUCACAGUUUCACAAGACAUAUCGGCAAUUUUCGCAUUUGGCGACUCGACCAUCGAUGCCGGCAACAACGACUACAUAACCACAUGGCUACGUAGCAACCAUGUACCAUAUGGGCGCGACUUAACGGAGGUCCCGGUCCCAACAGGAAGGUUCUCCAAUGGGAAGCUCAUAACUGAUUUCUUGGUGUCGGCAUUAGGGCUCAAGAGUCUUCUACCGGCCUACUUGGACCCCAUGAUCACUGACCUUGAUCUACUGACUGGUGUUAGCUUUGCGUCGGCGGGGUCUGGCUUCGAUGAUAGGACGACGACGACCGAUAAUGUCAUUAAAAUGUCGAAACAGAUACAAUAUUUUGAGGAAUGUGUCGAAAGGAUUCGGAGGGUGCGAGGAGCGGUGGAGGCGAUUCGGGUGGUGAACGAUGCGGUGUUCGUGAUCAGCGCUGGGACCAAUGACAUGCUGUGGAACUUCUAUGAUCUUCCAACAAGGGAAGUUGAAUUUACAGUAUCUGGGUACCAUGAUUUCCUGCUCAACAAUCUCAUUGAUCUUGUCCAGAAAAUUUAUAAAAUGGGUGGCCGAAAGAUCACAAUAGCCGGUCUCCCGCCGGUCGGCUGCCUACCAUUGCAGAUGUUUGCCGGUGACAUCGUAUCGAACACCUCCAAACUACGACGACCCAUUUGCAUCAAUGGACAGAACGAAGACGCCAAGGCCUACAAUAUCAAGCUCCAAGGCCUCAUCACUAGCAUGCAAGCUUCACAUUCAGACAGCAAAAUUCUGUAUGUGGAUAUAUUCAAUCCAUUGAUGGACAUGAUCCAGAACCCUAAGAAAUAUGGUUUUGAAGAUACAACUCGUGGGUGUUGUGGCACUGGUUUGGUGGAGAUGGCUGCUAUGUGCAAUUCUCUUUCUGUGACAUGCCGUAAUGCUUCUAACUUCUUAUUUUGGGAUGCUAUUCAUCCUACUCAGUCAGCAUACCAAGCUCUUGCCUUCCACGCUUUGGAGACUGUCUUCCCCUUAUUAGAGUGAAUGUUUUGAUACAAUGUUGGGCCCCUAUCAUAAGUCCCUUGUGGGGCCCAGUUCCCGUGUCUGAUGGAACAUGUAUCAGAUAUCCCGGCCGUUCAUUAGGUAGUGCGCGCUAUGGGUCACACGUACUUUUGAAUUUAGACUUGCAUAAUUUUUCUAACUGCCUAAUUUUCUUAUACAAGUUUGACCUGCCUGAUUGAACAUGUUCAUAGUGCACACUACUUGAUGAAUGGCCUAGAUCUUUUACACAUGUGCCACCCGAACAGCGGGAAUCCUGUACCCACAUGGGAGCCUGCAGGGCCGGCAUUCUAUCAAAACCGGUUAGAGUAAUUGUAUGGUUGUUUUUAUAUUAAGUCGAUAUGUUUCAUGGGGCAUUGAGAACGAUGUGUAUCAGGCAAUGAGUUAAUUAGGUUUUGGAUGUUACUUUAAGCCUUGAAAAUUUAUUUUUUAAGGCA